Messenger RNA from Cervus elaphus (red deer), 9227 nucleotides. It is a transcript of the gene DDR2, whose product is annotated as discoidin domain receptor tyrosine kinase 2. NCBI's taxonomy places the organism in Eukaryota, Metazoa, Chordata, Mammalia, Artiodactyla, Cervidae. Gene Ontology annotation, biological process: protein phosphorylation; positive regulation of kinase activity; multicellular organism development. Gene Ontology annotation, cellular component: signaling receptor complex; membrane. The transcript has 18 exons. Gene Ontology annotation, molecular function: collagen binding; protein tyrosine kinase collagen receptor activity; ATP binding. The record is from RefSeq and is a predicted model, not a curated record. Bases 329 to 2929 code for a protein of 866 amino acids.
UCAGAAUGUGAGGUUUCUCUCAAAGGCAUCUUGCAUCAGCCUGUGGAUGUAUGCCUACCACGGGGCUCCUCCACCGGCAAAGUGGAAAAAGAAGCGUUUCACAACAGAUUCUUCUUUUCGGGUUGGGGGAACGCAGUGGAUUAUAGCUCUGUUUUCUUCCAUCCAAAACUGUGCACUUCUGGAUGAACGAGAUCCACAACUGGUCAGGGGUUCAAUGCUCUAGAAAGUUCCAAGGCUGUGACUUGACGCAAAGAAGCUGCAAUAAUUGAAGAGAAGCAGAGGCCAGCUCUUCCUGAGGAUCCUGUCCCUCAGAGAAUGCUCUGCACCCAUGGAUGCUCCAGUGCCAACGCCAUCUGCUGAGAUGAUCCUGAUCCCCCGAAUGCCCUCCGUGCUGCUCCUGCUGCUGCCUGUCUUGAGUUCCGCAGAAGCUCAGGUUAACCCAGCUAUAUGCCGCUAUCCUCUGGGCAUGUCAGGAGGCCACAUUCCAGAUGAGGACAUCACAGCUUCCAGUCAGUGGUCAGAGUCCACAGCUGCCAAAUAUGGAAGGCUGGACUCGGAAGAAGGGGAUGGAGCCUGGUGUCCUGAGAUUCCAGUGGAACCUGAUGACCUGAAGGAGUUUCUGCAGAUCGACUUGCACACCCUGCACUUUAUCACUCUGGUGGGGACCCAGGGGCGCCAUGCAGGGGGCCAUGGCAUUGAGUUUGCCCCCAUGUACAAGAUCAACUACAGCCGAGAUGGCACUCGCUGGAUCUCUUGGCGGAACCGGCAUGGGAAACAGGUGCUGGAUGGAAAUAGUAACCCCUAUGACAUUUUCCUAAAGGAUUUGGAGCCACCAAUUGUGGCCAGAUUUGUCCGCUUUAUCCCAGUAACUGAUCACUCCAUGAACGUGUGCAUGAGGGUGGAGCUUUACGGAUGUGUCUGGCUGGAUGGCUUGGUGUCUUACAGCGCUCCAGCUGGACAGCAGUUUGUUCUGCCGGGAGGUUCCAUCAUUUAUCUCAACGAUUCUGUCUAUGAUGGAGCUGUUGGGUACAGUAUGACUGAAGGGCUGGGCCAGUUGACUGAUGGGGUGUCUGGCCUGGAUGAUUUCACCCAGACCCAUGAGUACCAUGUGUGGCCAGGCUAUGACUACGUGGGCUGGAGAAAUGAGAGUGCCACCAAUGGUUACAUCGAGAUCAUGUUUGAGUUUGAUCGCAUCAGGAAUUUCACUACUAUGAAGGUCCACUGCAACAACAUGUUUGCUAAGGGUGUGAAGAUUUUUAAGGAGGUCCAGUGCUACUUCCGCUCUGAAGCCAAUGAAUGGGAACCUAACGCCGUCUCCUUUCCGCUGGUGCUGGAUGACGUCAACCCCAGUGCUCGGUUCGUCACCGUGCCCCUCCACCACCGCAUGGCCAGCGCCAUCAAGUGCCAAUACCAUUUUGCUGACACCUGGAUGAUGUUCAGUGAGAUCACCUUCCAAUCAGAUGCUGCAAUGUACAACAACUCUGGAGCCCUGCCCACAUCGCCUGUGGCACCCACAACCUAUGAUCCAAUGCUUAAAGUUGAUGACAGCAACACCCGAAUCCUGAUUGGCUGCUUGGUAGCCAUCAUCUUCAUUCUCUUGGCCAUCAUUGUCAUCAUCCUUUGGAGGCAGUUCUGGCAGAAAAUGCUGGAGAAGGCCUCCCGGAGGAUGCUAGAUGAUGAAAUGACAGUCAGCCUUUCCCUGCCCAGCGAAUCCAGCAUGUUCAACAAUAACCGCUCCUCAUCACCAAGUGAGCAGGAGUCCAACUCCACUUAUGAUCGCAUCUUUCCGCUUCGCCCUGACUACCAGGAGCCAUCCAGGCUGAUACGAAAACUUCCAGAAUUUGCUCCAGGGGAGGAAGAAUCAGGCUGCAGUGGCCUUGUGAAGCCAGUCCAGCCCAGUGGGCCUGAGGGCGUGCCCCACUACGCAGAGGCUGACAUCGUGAACCUCCAGGGGGUGACUGGAGGCAACACCUACUCUGUGCCUGCCGUCACCAUGGACCUGCUCUCGGGAAAAGAUGUGGCUGUGGAAGAGUUCCCCAGGAAGCUCUUAACAUUCAAGGAGAAGCUGGGUGAAGGCCAGUUUGGGGAGGUUCAUCUCUGUGAAGUGGAGGGAAUGGAAAAGUUCAAAGACAAAGAUUUUGCCCUAGAUGUCAGUGCCAACCAGCCUGUCCUGGUGGCUGUGAAAAUGCUCCGAGCAGAUGCCAACAAGAAUGCCAGGAAUGAUUUUCUUAAGGAGAUAAAGAUCAUGUCCCGGCUCAAGGACCCAAACAUCAUCCGUCUCUUAGCUGUGUGUAUCACUGAGGAUCCUCUUUGUAUGAUCACUGAGUACAUGGAAAAUGGAGAUCUCAAUCAGUUUCUUUCCCGCCACGAGCCACCCAGUUCUUGCUCUGCCAAUGUACCCACUGUGAGUUAUGCCAACCUGAAGUUUAUGGCUACCCAGAUUGCAUCUGGUAUGAAGUACCUUUCCUCACUUAAUUUUGUUCAUCGAGAUCUGGCCACACGAAACUGCUUAGUGGGUAAGAACUAUACCAUCAAGAUAGCUGACUUUGGAAUGAGCAGAAACCUAUACAGUGGUGACUACUACCGAAUCCAGGGCCGGGCAGUGCUCCCGAUCCGCUGGAUGUCCUGGGAGAGCAUCUUGUUGGGCAAAUUCACCACAGCAAGUGAUGUGUGGGCCUUCGGGGUGACUCUGUGGGAGACUUUCACCUUUUGCCAGGAACAGCCCUAUUCCCAGCUGUCAGAUGAACAGGUCAUUGAGAAUACUGGAGAGUUCUUCCGAGACCAAGGGAGGCAGACUUACCUCCCUCAGCCUGCCAUUUGCCCUGACUCCGUGUAUAAGCUGAUGCUCAGCUGCUGGAGAAGAGACACCAAGCAGCGGCCCUCCUUCCAGGAGAUCCACCUUCUGCUACUUCAGCAGGUGGAUGAGUGAUGCUGCAGAGCCCGGAACAGGUCCGCCUCACGAGCCCCAGCAGCACCCUCGCUUAAGCCACCCCAUCUGGACACUGAAUGCACCCGGGAGACAGAGGCUUGUUUGUCUUUCUCUCUUUCUGUCCCUCGUCUCCCUCCACUCCACUCCCCCACUCUCUACCCCUGACACAUAUAUACUUUUUUUACAUUAAAGAACUAAAAAGAAAAAAAAAAGCCUAGGACAGAUAAAAUCUAGUAAAGCAUCUGACUUGAUAUACUUAAAGUAUUGGAUAACAAAGGCUAGAUAAUUUAGAUAAUUUAUAAAGGAUAAAUAUGUUUGUGUUUAUGAAUGUGCAGAUUCUACAAUGUAUUUUCCCUGUCACCUUUUAAAAAGUGAUUUCAGAAAGAAAAACUUGAAGAAUGCUAAUGUCUUAGGAAACAUGAGACUAGGCGUAGGGAAAACACUUGGUAAGUGUGGAGAAUCUGAUGACAUGGUAUUCAGUAACUAGUCACCAAUGGUUUGAUUUCCUAAUUUGGCCUGUAGACAUGUCCUAAACUCUGCAUUUCCCUCUCCUGGCAAAAUAGAUGUUACAUGCUUGGAAAAAACUCAACUUACUGGAAUGGUGGUUUUGUUCAUUCCUGAGCAGGGAUGAGGGUUGAGAUCUAUAUGCAUAGGAAAUACAGAGUAUGUACAUAGGAAAGAAUAUUUACUGCAAGGCUCUAUGAACAGGGAUUGUUAUUUGGGAAAAAAAAUGUGCCUCAUGCAUGGAAAUAUUCUUAAAUAGAGAAUGGACACAGGAAAAGGGGUCAGUGGACGACAGGUAACAGAUGUGCUGCUCAUUUCCUCACAGGGUCCUCCUCUCACCUUGUUCAGACAUUUUCAGGUGUGUGUUUUAGUGAGAGCCUGAUUUUGAGUCAGUACAAACUGUUGUUUCUAUAGCUUGAUCCUAGGCCCUUUGGUUCAUCUCCUCCAAAACUUCCAGCUCUUUUAAUGGAUGAAUACUCUAUGGAACCUAUGUGCUGGGGAUGAAAUUUCUCAGGCAUAAAUCUGAAGGUCAUGUACAAUAGGGAAUAGAUACAUUCUGAGUGUUUCCAAAGGGUUGACUGAGGAUUGGUGAAAGGAAAUUACAGGGAGAUUGAUUUUAACUCCCUAUUAGGGAAAAUAUAGCCAGAGGCAGAAUAUACAAGGAUGAAUGGGCUGCCUCGAGAGGUGGGGAGUCCUUUGUCACUGAAGAGGUUGAGAUACAGGCUGAAGACUAGGAAAGAAAGAGGUAGGGUUUCAGACAUCAUACGUGGUUGUGGGAGAUGAUAUUUUAUGUCCUUUUAACCCUAGGAGUUCUUGAGAGGAGCAGGUUGAGUGUGGAAGAGUCAUCUGCUGCUACUGCUUGGGAUUUACACUCUUGCCUUGGCGAUGGUAUGACCAGCAGAAAAAGAAAGCUUGAGGCUCUGGCUUCAGAAUCCAUGGAUACUGAUAACACUGUUAAAUAAAAAUCCCCUCAGAACAGAUUCUGAGCUUUCACACUCCACAGAUCCUCAGAUGCAGUAGGAAACAGGAAAAGGGAAUGAGAUGGUCUUGAAGUCUCUUCCAGCUCUGAUAUAUUCAGACCUCAUUGGAUAAUUGAAUCUACAAUUGCUGCAGACUCAGUGUCCAGUCAUCUCCUGCUCUGAAAAUUGUGGUCAGCAAAAGAGAUCAUGUGAAGAAGUCACGAUAAUAGUAGUAAUAGGACACCUGCCACUGGCUCAGUGCUUUAAAGUUUAUCAUGUGUUUCUCCAUACUUUAUCUCACUUGAUAUCUGCAGGACCAGACAUGUCCUCAUGUUCUUUUAUACUUGGGACCUGCCACACACUCUGGUCUUCUCAAGAUCAGUAAUAGCUUUGUGUACUAUUCAUAGUUCCCCAGAGAAACAGAACUUUUAUAUAUAUAUAUAUAUGUAUAUAUAUAUAUAUAUAUGAUUUAUUAUAACGAAUUGGGGAAUUGAGUUACAUAAUUAUGGAGACUGAGGAGUUCCACAAAGCUGGUGGUGAUGUACUUCUGAGAACCAGAAGGUUAAAGGUUUAAGUUGAGAGCAGAAGACUGAUGUGUGAGCUUAAGCAGUCAGGCAGAGAGGGUAAAUACCCCCUACUUUUUCCUUCUAUGGAGGCCUUCACCAGAGUAGUUGAUGCCCACCCAUGCUGGAGAAGGCAAUCUUCCUUACUCAGCUCACCAAUGAAAAUGUUAAUCUCAUCUGGAAACACCCUUAUAGAAAAACACCCAGAAGUAAUGUUUAAUCUGGGUGCCACAUGUCUCUGUCAAGUUGAUGCAUUGAAGUUCAUCUUUCCAUUUCAGUAGAAUCAAAGGGACUUGAAAUCAGGGCCUGCAACUUGUUCUCCUUGAUCCAUGAGCAUCUGGCAGGCCUACAUUCAGACCAGGCCAUGACUUCCUAUGUGGCAAGAGGAACUAUGUAAUGUAAUUUCUCCUUCUUUUGUCUAGUAUCUUUCCACUUACUUCUUUUUACAAUUCUGCCUCAAGCCACUGCAUUGCAUGAUACCAUACAAAAAUCCUUUAAAAUUAACUUAGUAUGUCUAGAUUUUCCUGGGCUUGAGUCAUACAGGUGAUCUGUUUCAAGCAACUGGCAAAUAUGUAUUGUCAGGUACAGUUAUCUUUUUCUGGGAUGAGGAAGGUUCCAUCUUCUGGCACUAAGACUUUUGUCCUACCAGACACCGUUUUAACUUCUCCUUUAGUCAUACAUGUUGCGUUCAGCAGCACAAAUCUAAGAGAGCCAUCAGGGUAAAUGAUCAAGGCUAGGUAUCUAGAAUUUAAAAGUAGGUGGACUUUUAAAGAAUAGAAGAAUGAAGCGAAGAAUUAUGUAGAAAAGAAGGUAGGAAAAAGGAUGAGAACUGUGGGGCCUUCCUAACCUUUCUAGGAAGUCAUCCUCUUCAUGAUAUAUGUGAAAUGGUUUAUGUCCAGAUUGUGGUUGGGGGUAGUAGAUUUAAGUUUAUACUUUCGCUAGUGAAUGUGGUGAUAGCUAAGUCCAAAUCUUGAUGAGCUGUCCAGACUUAUAUGUGGACUUAGAUCUGGAGUCUAAAGAGGCACCCAAGGGGAAAUGCGAUUUUAAUGCUGUGGAAAGAUCACUUGCAAGUGUACAAGACUGUAUAACAAAGGGCACUAUAUGAACGUAGGGCAGAGAAUGAAUCAAUGAAUGUGCAUGUGAUUGGACAGGGAGGCAGGUGGGGUUUAGAAAGGAGGCUACAUAAUAGGGGUGAUAGAGAGAAGGAUGGGGGAGGUAAGGGCAGCAAGACAGACACAGAUGGUGCUGCUGAGAAUCCAUUCUGAAGCAUGAAAGCCAAUCUCUGAAGAGAACAGAAAAAGUAAGUGUCUUGAAGAUAAAAGAUAAAUGUAUAUGGAGAAAGAGGAAAUUCUGGAUGAUAGAGAUUAUUAAAAGUAGUCAUUAAAAAAUGAAAAGUGAGGUGCAGAGUAUGACAUGGAAGGGAGCUUUUCAGAGUUUCAAGAAAAGAUAAACCCAUCAAGAAUAUACAAACACAUAAGCAACCACCAGGGAAUGACCUUUUCAUCUCAUGGGCUGUAGGAGAGGGAGGCAGUUUGAACAUGGGUGUUCUAGACCACCUCCAGUGCCAGGGAUUCAUGGUGGUGAAAAGAGAUCAACUCUGUCUGAACUGGACUUGGCUUUCCAAGUGCUGCUUUGGAAAUGAAGACCAAGUGGGGAGACAGGGAAUUCAUGUUAGUUCAUGAGGCUCUGUCUUCCCUUCUUUGUUUCUGCCACUGAAAUCCAUUUUAGAUAAUGCUCAUCAUUGUUGUGCCCAGAGAGGCCACAGGGAAACACUGGAACAACAGGCUUAGGUUAAACUAGACGAAAUCUUGUUCUAUAUCUGCACCAAGACGUAUGUGCCAUAUUGGAACCAUGUAUUUUUCUAGUCCCAUCCAGGCGUCCCACAAGAGAGCCAUGAUGUGGGGCUAAGCCAUUUGUUUCAAGUAAAGGAGAACAGGAGAAAGGAAAGAGAUGAAGAUGUUCUAAGGAAAUAGUGUAAAACAGAAUAGCAUCUGUUUUGUCCAAAGCUACAAAAAUAAAUGGAGAAAAUCACAGUUAAGGCUUAGAUUACUCCCAAUAUAGAGCUAUUAAAUCUUUGAUCCUAAACUGAGUUUGUAGACCUGGAAUUUGCCAUCUUGCUCUUUUCAGUAAGACCUCUGAUAUCUGGAAGCGCUUAUGAUGUUUCUGAAAGAUGUAGAUCCAAAUGUAGGCUGAAUUUCCUUCUGAAUUAAAAUUUAACAUUUUUGUAGAAACAGAUGAAUGUCUUUUCCACUUGGUAAAUGUCUUAGAAUACUAAAUUGAGAUAGAAAGAGACUGGAAUGGUUAAAGGUUUUUAGAUUUCUGGCAUUUUGAGUUCUCUAUAGUGCAGUUAACUCUAUUACUUGGUAGCAAACAUAUGGAGGGUAAUUGUUUAGUUGGUGUAUCUUUUUUCCCCCCAACUGUUAAUAUUGAAAUACUUUAAGACUCAUAAGAAGUUGCAAAAAUAGUUCAGAGUUGCCUUUACCUAAUGCCAGGAUUUCCCAUUGAUAACAUCUUAUGUAAUUGUAGUCCAGUUUCAAACCCAGAAAAUUGACAUUGGUAUACUAUUAACUAAACUACAGAUCUUACUCAGAUUUCACUAGUUCUUCACAUUUAUACAGUUCAUUUCUUGAUAUUUUUAACCCUUGCUGAUUUGUAACCUGGUCUCGCUUGGCUGCAUCAGGAAAGACAUCUGUAAAAUCCUAAAGAGGAUAUAACAAAUUAAUCUGUUCCUUUAUUAGUAAGUAAUAUCCUGCCUAGAUUGUUUCCAUAUUUUCUGACUAGUUCGGCUGUUCAAUUGGCUGAAACAAUCCAAAAACAGCUUAGAAAAAUCAGAUAACGCAAAGGACAGUGAGACCCAGAGCUCACUAGCUCGGUACAGAAGGAAAUUAUAGGUGGUUUCUGCAGUUCCUUCCAGUAGGACUUAUACGGUGGCAAGGAGAGGAGUUUAGAAUAAAUCAGUAUUUUGAUUAAGAACUAGGUGGCACUUCAUCCUUGGCACCAGGAAGAGCUUUUGGAAGGAAUAGAGUACAAUGGUUGAGACUUAUUGUGUAGUAAAACACUACUCUCAGAAUAUUAGAGAAGUUUCAUUUACCUAAAUGUCUAUUCUUAAAUGGAAUAACAACCACAUUGGACUAAACAAAGUACAAAUACAGGAGCAACCUGGCCCAGAGGUUCAGGAAGAUAGGGGAGUUGAAGCUUUAGUUUUGUGGAUUACAGUUUUGAGUUCUAUAAUGGCAUUUUUAAGCUGCCCUGUUUAAGGGUCACGAGAUUAUACGUGAGUUCACCUCUGCACACCCCACGUCCUAUAAAGUUCCUAGCACAUAGUGAGCACACCAUAAAUAAUUGCUGAAUUUUUUUUGAACGAAUGAAAGGUAAAGCAGAAACUUGUCAACUGGCAUACUAGGGUGAAUUUAGGUAGAAUUGCUUUGCUGUAAUGUAGAGGGUUUAUUUUCAAAUGAGGAAAGAGGAAAAUGUGCCCAAACUUGUACCUGUAAGUUACGUCCUCCAUUGCUUUGUUUACUGAUGUUGAAAUUGAUCUAUGUAAAUGUGUUAUUCUUUGAGGUAUUUAGACAGAAAUGCAAGGUUCUUCUCUGCAUGGUACCCCAUCAAGAGCAGGGACAGACUCCGGCCCCAAACCCAGCUCUUUUGGAACAAGAUUUUAAGUUUCUCCUGCAAACACCUUGUCAACAACUUCUCGGGCCUCCAAAGGUGAAAGAUGGGAGUCCCAGGCUAGCUCACGCUUACCCAUGUUCACAAUUGCAUGUAAAGGAAGAAUUUGCAGAGACUCGAGGGAAAGCACAAAGGGAUAAGGCAAUCACUUUAGGUGAAAAACUGUUUCUUGAAAAGAGGCUUGGAGAAAAGUAAAAGUUGAUCAGAUUACUACAAAUGCACCAAGGGUUUGUAAUCUAGCCCAUUCAUUUUAUGUCCUUUACUAUUCAUGAUAUGCUAGUCUUCCACCCCAUUGUCUGGUAACUUUUUCUGAGGACCGAGUUUCUAAAGCAAUGUGGUGCACUCUUCCUAUGAGGAGGAAACAUCUGGGCUUUAUUCUUCAAGCUUUGGAGGUUGAUGUGUCUUGUCAAGGGGUAAAAAUAGCAAAUAAAUUGAUUUUAUUUCUGCUUAAAACUAUCAUAGUCAUUCCAAAAUAGAACGUAUAAAAAUUCUCUGUAUUAGAAAAAAAACGAGAUACCAACUGUAUAUUGUCUUUAUUUAUUCUCUGUAAGUCUGUCAGGUGAUAAAUUGUAAAUAACAAUGAUUAAAGAAAUAUGCUACUGA